This is a messenger RNA of Staurois parvus, 309 nucleotides long. The record is from the annotation of a GenBank genome assembly. Lineage: Eukaryota; Metazoa; Chordata; Amphibia; Anura; Ranidae.
CCCCUCCAAAUUAUUGGAUUCAGGUGUUCCAAUCACCUGCCACAUCAUUUGAUUCAGAUGUUCCAAUCACCUCCAUGGCCACAGGUGAAUAAAAGCAAGCACUUAGGCAUGCACACUGCUUCUACAAACAUUUGUGAAAGAAUGGGUCGCUCUCAGGAGCUCAGUGAAUUCAAGUGUGGUACUGUGAUAGGUUGCCACCUGUGCAAUAAGUCCAUCCGUGACAUUUCCUGCCUACUAAAUAUUCCACAGUCAACUGUUAGUGGUAUUAUAACAAAGUGGAAGUAACUGGGAACAACAGCAACUCAGCCA